CUUCUCCUCCUCUUCCUCUCCCUCCCUUCUCCUCUUUCUUUUCUUUCCUUGUAACUCACUGACUGCUUCAGAACUUCUCCAUCUUUUCCCCCCUGUACACCUACUGCCCAUAUUUAUUUCACCCUCCCAUCACUCCCUUGGAGCUUAAUCUGCACAUUGUCCUUUAUCCCCAGCGCUAUCUCACACCAUGGAUGAGAUCGCCCCCGAGUAUGAUGUCGUGGUGCUCGGCACUGGUUUGACCGAGUGUGUGCUUUCUGGUGUUCUGAGUGUCAAGGGAAACAAGGUGCUUCACAUUGACCGCAAUGACCACUACGGAGGCGAGGCUGCCUCUGUCAACAUCGAGACUCUCUUUAAGAAGUACGGCAACGUUCGCCCCGGUGAGGAGCCCUGGAAGAAGUAUGGCCGCGCCAACGACUGGAAUAUCGAUCUGGUUCCCAAGCUGUUGAUGGCGAACGGCGAGUUGACCAACAUUCUGGUCUCCACCGAUGUCACGAGAUACCUAGAGUUCAAGCAGAUCGCCGGCAGCUACGUCCAGCAAGGAAAGGGUGCUAAGGCUACCGUCGCUAAGGUGCCCUCCGAUGCCAGUGAAGCUCUGCGCUCUUCCCUUAUGGGCAUGUUCGAGAAGCGGAGAGCUAAGAAGUUCUUGGAAUGGGUGGGCGAGUUCUCCGAGAGUGACCCUGCUACUCACCAAGGACUUAACAUUACCCAGUGCACGAUGAAGGAUGUAUAUGACAAGUUCAGCUUGGAAGAUAACACUCGCGACUUCAUUGGUCACUCCAUGGCUCUCUACCCUUCCGACGAAUACUUCCUCAAGCCCGGAGCGGCCCCCGAGACUAUCAACCGUAUCCGCUUGUAUGUCAAUUCCAUGGCUCGUUACGGCAAGUCGCCAUACAUCUACCCUCUUUACGGACUGGGUGAGCUUCCUCAGGGUUUCGCUCGUCUUUCUGCCAUCUACGGUGGUACCUACAUGCUUAACACCUCCGUUGAUGAGGUUCUUUACGAUGAGAGCGGCAAGGUGUCCGGUAUCAAGGCCACUAUGAAGGACCGUGACAACGAGGGUGACACCAUGAGCUUCACCACUAAGACGAAGAAGAUUCUCGCCGACCCCUCAUACUUCCCUGGCAAGGUCCGCGUCACCGGCCACCUGUUGAAGGCCAUCUGUAUCCUCAACCACCCCAUCGAUAAGACCGACGGCAGCGACUCGCUACAGCUGAUCAUUCCCCAGUCUCAGGUUGGAAGAAAGCACGACAUCUACAUUGCCAUGGUCUCUUCGGCGCACAACGUCUGCCCCAAGGGAUACUACAUCGCUAUUGUCUCGACCAUCGCCGAGAGUGAUGCGAACCACCACAUCGAAUUGGAGCCUGGCUUUGAGCGAUUGGGUAAGAUCGAGGAGACCUUCUUCGGUGCUCCCAUUCCUCUCUACGAGCCCAUCGAGAGUGGUGAGAAGGACAACAUCUUCAUCUCCAAGAGCUACGAUGCUACCUCUCACUUUGAGACCACAACAGAUGAUGUCCGGGACAUCUACCGUCGUGCGACGGGCGAAGAGUUGGUGGUCGAGGGUCUCCGGGAUGGCCAGAGACUUGCGGAGGAGUAGAUCUGCCUCCAACAUUUGCAUACUAGGGUAAAGUAAUUUUUCUUGUCGCUUCGGGUGCGCGUUUUUGAAUCGAGCCAUAAUUCCUCUUGGACUUACCUUCACACUCAUGAAACAUACCACAUAUUGCUCUUGGACUCCGUCCGCUCCCUUGAUCUCUGGCAUACCAUUAUUAAAGUAGGGACCGGAAUUUAUAUUUCUAUAUCGACCCGGCCUUGCAGGUGUCUGGUACUUCCACCUUGUGAAUAAGACUUGCCUUG
Aspergillus homomorphus CBS 101889 is the source of this 1851-nucleotide messenger RNA. RefSeq names its product secretory pathway gdp dissociation inhibitor. The transcript is spliced from 8 exons. The record is from RefSeq and is a predicted model, not a curated record. The coding region runs from base 188 to 1594 and encodes 468 amino acids. NCBI's taxonomy places the organism in Eukaryota, Fungi, Ascomycota, Eurotiomycetes, Eurotiales, Aspergillaceae. Gene Ontology annotation, cellular component: cytoplasm. Gene Ontology annotation, biological process: vesicle-mediated transport; protein transport; small GTPase-mediated signal transduction. Gene Ontology annotation, molecular function: Rab GDP-dissociation inhibitor activity.